Asparagus officinalis (garden asparagus) is the source of this 1855-nucleotide messenger RNA. RefSeq names its product probable flavin-containing monooxygenase 1. The transcript is spliced from 5 exons. Gene Ontology annotation, molecular function: NADP binding; flavin adenine dinucleotide binding; N,N-dimethylaniline monooxygenase activity. NCBI's taxonomy places the organism in Eukaryota, Viridiplantae, Streptophyta, Magnoliopsida, Asparagales, Asparagaceae. Bases 1 to 1536 code for a protein of 511 amino acids. The record is from RefSeq and is a predicted model, not a curated record.
AUGGAGAGGCAACGUGCACCUAAGGUGGUGAUCAUCGGUGGAGGUAUUAGCGGGCUGGCAGCCGCCAACGAUCCGGUGGUCUUCGAGGCCACCAACUCAAUUGGAGGAGUUUGGAAACACUGCUCAUAUCGGUCAACGAGGCUCCAAACCCCUCGACCAGAUUAUGAGUUCUCUGACUAUCCAUGGAAGAAUCGGGAAGAUCCUAGCUUUCCGACUCACAACGAGAUAGUUGAGUACUUGCAUGGCUAUGCCACACACUUUAAUUUGUGGAGACUCAUACGGUUGGAGUCUAAAGUGACGGAGGUCAGGUUCCUUGGUGAUCGGCAGAAGGCCGGAUUCACUGAGCUGUGGGGAGAGGAGGGACGGGCUGUACCCAGUCAACCAAUUUGGGAGAUUGGGGUUGUGACCGGGACAUUGGAGACCGUACAGUGGUACAAGUGUGAUUUUGUGGUGAUGUGCAUCGGAAAAUAUGGUGAUAUAGCAAAGAUGCCAGUCUUCCCUUAUGGGAAGGGACCUGAAAUAUUUCAGGGUAAAGUGAUGCAUAGCAUGGAUUACUGUAAGCUCGAUGAAAAUUCAGCAAGUAAGUUGAUGACAGGGAAGAAGGUUGUAGUCGUUGGCUAUAAGAAAUCAGCCAUCGACUUAGCUCUCGAAUGUGCAGAAGCUAACAAAGGGCCAGACGGGCAGCCUUGCACAAUGGUGAUAAGGACCUUGCAUUGGACUGUCCCAUCCUAUUCUAUAUGGGGCCUCCCCUUCUUCUUGUUCUAUUCAACUAGGUUCUCUCAAUUCCUCCAUCCAAGACCAAACCAAGGACUUAUGAGAUCUCUCACGUGCCACCUCUUAACACCAAUGAAGAGAGGUGUGUCAAAGUUUAUAGAAUCAUAUCUAGCGUGGAAGCUCCCACUUGAUAAAUACGGAUUGAGGCCUGAUCAUCCUUUUGAUGAGGACUAUGCUUCAUGUCAAAUGGCAAUAUUACCUGAUAAUUUCUUCACCGAGGCUGAUCAAGGAAGGAUUAGGUUUGAGAAAUCAUCGAAAUGGUGGUUUUGGGAGAAGGGAGUGGUUUUGGAUGAUGGCACCAAGUUGGAGGCUGACGUGGUGUUCUUGGCUACUGGAUUUGAUGGGAAGAAGAAGCUCAAAUCAGUGCUCCCUGAACCAUUUUGUGGCUUGUUGGAGGAUUUAAAUGGUGUCAUGCCACUUUAUAGGGGCACAAUCCACCCUCUAAUCCCACACAUGGCGUUCGUGGGCUACAUCGAGAGUGUGUCAAACCUCCACUCUGCAGAGCUCCGCUCCAAAUGGCUGGCAAGGCUACUCGAGGAGAAAUUCAAGCUGCCAAGUGUUGAGGACAUGUACGGCCAAGCAAAUAGAGAGAUCGAGGUCAUGAAACAAACAACUCGCUUUUAUCGUCGCCAUUGUAUCUCGACCUUCAGCAUCAACCACAGCGAUGAGAUCUGCGAGGAGAUGGGAUGGGAGUCUUGGAGGAAGAAUAACUGGAUCUCUGAAGCCUUCAGCCCUUACAACAACCAGGACUACAAAGAGUAAUACGGCUAGUGACAGUGAUAUUAAUUAGUAUGGGAUUUGUUUAUUCCUAAUAAUUAAUAAUUAAGAUAUUUUAUUAUCUGGAAAAAAAAGUACGUAGUUUGCUGAAAUAAUUUAAUUAAGGUUAGGCAUAUGUAACAGUUAAGAAGUCAAACUUAUUGUUAAGGUUGAACUGAAAGGCUGGGAUGUGUCAACUAUAUGUGGCCUCACUGCAUGUAGUUUUGAUUGUCAACUAGAUCUUGUGGUCUAUAAGUCUUAAUAAUUCUUUGUGUCAAAGUGUACUUGGGGUUUGUUUAUGUAUUAUGAAGCAUACAUUAAUAUA